This is a messenger RNA of Pseudomassariella vexata, 1005 nucleotides long. Its product is annotated as S-adenosyl-L-methionine-dependent methyltransferase. The record is from RefSeq and is a predicted model, not a curated record. The transcript has a single exon. NCBI's taxonomy places the organism in Eukaryota, Fungi, Ascomycota, Sordariomycetes, Amphisphaeriales, Pseudomassariaceae. Bases 20 to 907 code for a protein of 295 amino acids.
CAAAUGUAUAUAUAAAUAUAUGUAUGUGAGCGGCAGGCAAUUCGUAGCAGCCCUCUCCUCGUCAUCUCCUCGUCAUCUCCUCUUUGUGUUCACCUUGUCCAAGAAUCUGCUUGCCACUGUCACAAGCGCACCAAUCAUGGCAGACUUCGCGCAAGUCAAAAAAGAGUACGACAACCAAGCCACAAUCUACAACGACUAUGACUACAUCCCCCACGGCAUCCUCGAAUCCCAACUCCUCGCCUCUGCCCUUGGGGACUGCACCGGCCUCUACGUCCUAGAUCUAGGCGGCGGCACCGGCCUCCGAGCCCGCCAAGCGCUCGACGCUGGCGCCGCCACCAUAGACGUCGUCGACAUCUCCCCCGAAAUGCUGCGCAUUGGCAAAUCCAUUGAGGCCUCCCUCAACGGGCUCGACCGCGUCCGCUGGCUUGAGGCCGACGUCUCGAAACCGCUGGACCAUCUGCCCCUGCGGGAAUACGAUCUCGUCAUGGCGAACUGGGUCUUCGAUCACGCGUCAAGUGUUGCGGAGCUCGAGGGCAUGUGGCGCAAUGUGGUGUCGUACUUGCGCCCCGGGGGAAGGUUCGUGGGGGUGAGGUCGGGGGACCCGCAGGCGCCAGGGAUUACGAGUGGGAAGUAUGGGACCACGUAUAAAGACCAUGAGGAGAUUCCGGGAGGGUUAAAAUUCCGAUACGUGUUGUCAACUGAUCCUCCGAUUGAGUUUGAGGCGACGUCCAUGGAGGUUAGUUACUCUGGGUCGACAGAGAUGCAUCAGAGGUUUGGGUUGGUGGAUAUCGAGGUUGAGCCGUAUGAGAAUGCUGAGAUUAUUAGGAGGGAUCCGGAGUUUUGGGGUUUGUUUUUGGAGAUGCCAAGUAUGGUGGUGGUGAAGGCGAGGAAGAUAGCGGAGGGUUGAGUGCAGGGUAGUUACCUCUCAUGUGUGAUAUUUCUGUUGAUGGUAGGAUAAUUGCCGCUUCUGAUCUUCCAGAUCUAGUUACGAACAGUCAUUCUGCG